AUGCGUCCCACAGAGUUCAACUGCCUACCCGACACUAAGGCUGGUUUCCCCGUUUCGGCAACCACGCUUCGUAAACACCUUCGGCAAGCACUCCUGUACAUGGACUGCCAGGGUGUCGUGGAUGACUACCCGGAGGCACACUUAGCACCUGGCCCCAUGGAGCUCUGCAUGGGUGCCCUUGUUGUGGGGACACUCUCAGGUCCUGGCUGCGGAAUCGAGGAGGGUAUGUUACAUCUGGACGGCUGGCACCUGGAUUUCUCUAUGACUUAUGGGGCUUGCAAUUGCAGAACCUCAUCACGGCUAUCGGUGUCGCGUUAUGCCGGCAUGGGAUCAGUGAUUUUUUUUCAUUUAGGGCGGGUCUCAAUUUAUUCCGACCUAAGUAACAAAGUUGCUAGGGUCGCCGUAAUUUAUUCCCUGGCACCGCUGUACAGUGCUGGUGGUCCGAUAUCGCGUGCAGAUGAGGCAAGUCAUAUGCCAAGUGGCUGGAAUGCCAGACACCGGACCUGCAGCGGCUGGGCAGAGACAUGCGCCUACUCAUUCCCCCCUGGCACCGAUAUGCUCACAGUUACGCAUGCCAGAAAGCGUUUGGGCACCUUGGGCAGGGUGCACGGUGUGGGACAGGGGACAGGCGAGCCAGCAGAGAUAUUCAAGAGUGUGGCCAGUCCACAAUGCCGUAUCACACAAUACAUGAACCCUGUCACUAGGGAAGCGCACUUGGAGCGUGUGGCGCGGCUGUACUGCAGGGAUGUCGUACAGCAGUCCCUCCAGCAGCAGCCCCGGCAACUGGAAGCAACUGACAUGGUGCCUGCCAGCCCAGCAGCUGAGUAUGCUCUCUGCCGGCUCGCUCUUCAGAAGCUGCAGCGGGAGGACACUCUCGAUGCCAGCUCUGAUGCGGUGCGGCUUGGGUUGCUCUUCCCUGGUGCUGACUCUGUGCCGGUUAGGCAGCGCCCAGCCCUUAUCCGUGCAAUAAAAACCCAGGCUGCUGAUCUUGAGAAGGCCCGCUAUGACCCCGCUGCUUGUGGACCCGAGUCCGAGCUUAUGAGUGCGGUGCUGGGGAGCCUGGCGAAGGGAGAGCUGCGGAAGCUUUUUGUGGAGGUGGAGGAUGCCGUAGCCGACAUGCAUGCCCUGGACCACGUGGUAUGGCGACUCAGCGGGCGGCGGCAUCAGCAGCAGCUUGCCAUUAAGGAGAAAAGGCGCGCUAGGCAACGGUUUGCGCAGCUUUAG
Volvox carteri f. nagariensis is the source of this 1224-nucleotide messenger RNA. RefSeq lists its product as uncharacterized. The record is from RefSeq and is a predicted model, not a curated record. The transcript has 8 exons. The coding region runs from base 1 to 1224 and encodes 407 amino acids. NCBI's taxonomy places the organism in Eukaryota, Viridiplantae, Chlorophyta, Chlorophyceae, Chlamydomonadales, Volvocaceae.